This is a messenger RNA of Fragaria vesca subsp. vesca, 854 nucleotides long. Its product is annotated as protein-lysine methyltransferase METTL21B-like. The coding region runs from base 20 to 787 and encodes 255 amino acids. NCBI's taxonomy places the organism in Eukaryota, Viridiplantae, Streptophyta, Magnoliopsida, Rosales, Rosaceae. The transcript is spliced from 7 exons. The record is from RefSeq and is a predicted model, not a curated record.
AAGAACAAGAAAGACGACAAUGGACAUAGCUCUCUUUUCCCCAUCUUCGCUUUUUGCAAACGACGAUGACUCUUCCGGUGAGGAAACCACAGAGACCCAGCAAAGCUUCGUAGAGAGGAAGCAUCAGUUUCCUGGAAUGGAGUUGAUGGUUCGAGAAUUUUCAUUUCAUCAGCUGAAUGCCAAUUUACUUUGGCCUGGAACAUUUGCAUUUGCGGAAUGGUUAGUUCAAAACAGGCCAUUGAUUGAGGGACGACAUUGUAUUGAACUGGGCAGUGGUACUGGUGCUUUGGCUAUUUUCCUACGAAGAUUGUGUAAUCUUGACAUCACUACAUCAGACUAUAAUGAUCAAGAAAUUGAAGAGAAUAUAGCUUACAACUGCAGGGUAAAUGGAAUUGCACCUGCUCUCCCUCAUAUAAAGCAUACCUGGGGUGACGGCUUCCCCUGUAGUGAUCCAGACUGGGACCUGAUUAUUGCAAGUGAUAUCUUAUUGUAUGUGAAACAGUAUCCAAAUUUGAUUAAAACUCUUUUGUUUCUCCUGAAAUCUUACAAGACAAAGGGGAAUGAAUCACAGCCUCGAGCCAAGGAUGAGCCAACUGGGCAAUCUUUCAGUUUACCCCGGCCCUCAUUUCUGAUGAGUUGGAGACGAAGAAUUGGAAAAGAGGACGAAUCACUAUUCUUUAGGGGUUGUGAGGAUGCUGGUCUAGAAGUAAUGCAUCUGGGAUCUCGGGUCUAUUGCAUCAAACCAAGAGAAACUACUACCGACCGCUACCAAAUAGUGAAUUCUUAGACGUUAACGUUGUUGAUAUUUUUGAAUGAUCUACAAUUCACUCGUUUGAAUUAGAAUCUAACUUUCU